Messenger RNA from Micromonas pusilla CCMP1545, 1430 nucleotides. RefSeq names its product dynein associated LRR protein (gene ODA7). Gene Ontology annotation, molecular function: protein binding. Bases 1 to 945 code for a protein of 314 amino acids. Lineage: Eukaryota; Viridiplantae; Chlorophyta; Mamiellophyceae; Mamiellales; Mamiellaceae. The record is from RefSeq and is a predicted model, not a curated record. The transcript is spliced from 2 exons.
AUGCUGGAAAUGACGGAAGAGUGGCUGAAAGCCCAUUGCAAGAAACAUGGCAUGUAUUCCACACCGUCUCUCAACGACAAAAUCUUCUUGCACUUCCAGGGCUUCGGCCGUAUUCAGCAUCUGGAGGAGUACACCGGCCUGCGGUCUAUUUUCCUGGAGGGGAACGGGCUCGAAGACCUCUUCGGGCUCGAGCGUUGCAAAAAUCUGCGUUGUUUAUACGCGCAGCAGAAUAUGAUAUUCGCCAUCCCGCGUACUCUCCCCACUUCACUAUCCACUUUAAACGUAUCCAAUAACAACGUCCGCAAGCUGGAAAAUCUCGGUCGGCUACCUGUACUACAGACACUCCAGGCAUCACAUUGCAAGCUGCAUGACCUGGGUUCCAUUCGAGAGUUGACAAAGUGUAAAAUGCUUUCGUGUGUUGAUCUUCAACAAAAUAUGAUCGAUGGUAGUCCAGAAGAUAUGGUGAGACUGUUUUCCUCUAUGCAGUCUUUGGCAUGCCUCUACAUGCAGGGGAACCCAGUGGUUUCAUCUAUGCACCAAUAUCGUAAGCGAAUGAUCGCUGCGAUUCCAACCCUGACAUAUCUCGACGACCGCCCCGUAUUCAGUCUUGAGCGCACGUGUGCCGAGGCAUGGGCUAUCGGUGGGUUGACUGCAGAGAGGACAGCACGCGAGCUACAUAAAGACAUUGCAGAUGCCAAUUCCAGACGCCACGUUGAGUUCAUGACGAAUCUUAGGAAGAAUACUAAAAUGCGGCUGAAGUCACUAGAAGAGCAGAGUGUCGGAAAUGAUAUCGCGGUGUGUACACAGAGUGACAAGAUUGACAUGGACCACGCGUGGCACUCGGAGCCAGAGCCAUCACAACUAAUCGCGGCUCGAACCAAGCUAAAAAAAUAUAGUGUGAAGGAAGGCCAAAUCAGGUGCAUUGCAAGAGGGAAAAAUAGCUAAAAUAUGGUAGAAUCAAUGCCAUCACGGUUGUCUACGCAGACGUGAAUGAAUAGCUUCAGGGUCAAGGCAAAAUGUCCCAUGAACUUUGCAGGCAUUUGCUGCAUUGAGGAUGACAUAAAGCAGGGUCAUUUCGCUAAGUAUAAUUGAGUAGUAUAAUCCAGUAGUCCAACACGCGUUCUGGCGGUCUAUCGCUGUAGGCUCGCCAAAAAAUACAAGCGUGAUUGAUGUUACCCGUCAAAGAGUGCACGUACCUCGUGGGCACCCACGGCAGACCUAAAUGACUCUAGGGCUUGUAUCUUCGCACUCAAGUCUCAUCACGAGAACUGGCGUUUUACACUCACUCCUAUGCACUUCGCACUGUGCUCACGAACCCUGCAGCCCAUCAGAGCUUGUCGAUAAUGUGCUCGACAACUAGUCUGCGUGUGUCUGCUGGGCUAGUCACGGUGUGACCAAUCGUCUUGGGACUCACAAAAAUCUCAUGAUCA